Molecule: messenger RNA, 450 nt
Organism: Drosophila elegans
Lineage: Eukaryota; Metazoa; Arthropoda; Insecta; Diptera; Drosophilidae
Gene: Sfp24Bb
Exons: 2
Coding region: 79-420 (113 amino acids)
Molecular function (GO): serine-type endopeptidase inhibitor activity
Source: RefSeq, a predicted model, not a curated record
UCCAAUCCACUUUAGUUGCAAUUCUCAGUCGUUGCAAGCCACUUGGAAUCGACAGUUUAUAGUUCAGCUUAAAAAAAAAUGAAGUUCCUGGCCACGUUAUCCCUUAUUUGUGUUCUAAUGGGCCUUGCCCAAGGACAAUCCGAUAUAAUCUGUUCCUUGGAAGCCUUGCCUGUGGGAACGUGUGUUAACAGGAUUGUAGGGUAUACCUAUUCGAGAUUUAGGGAUCGGUGCACCAACUAUGAAACCAGGGGAUGUGAAGUUAGGGGAAAUUAUUUCGCCAACCGAGAUGUUUGUGAAGCCAAAUGCAAGCGUCAGCUAACAUUUAGAGAAGCCCCAUUCUCAUUUUUUGUGGAAAGAGCUUUUAACCAGGCUCGCAACAUUUUAUCAAGAAUUUUGAAUUUUUCGUUGUUUUCUAAUUGAUGAAUAAAAGCAUUUCAGCAAAGAAUCUUA